Messenger RNA from Osmia lignaria (orchard mason bee), 6747 nucleotides. RefSeq lists its product as uncharacterized. NCBI's taxonomy places the organism in Eukaryota, Metazoa, Arthropoda, Insecta, Hymenoptera, Megachilidae. Gene Ontology annotation, molecular function: protein binding. The record is from RefSeq and is a predicted model, not a curated record.
UAUUUCUGUGCGUGUACUUAUAUACAUACAUACAUAGACACACGUACACACAUAUGUCAGAGUGUAGAUUUUAUAAGCUAUACAUGUAAGGCCCAAUCUGCAAGGAGUACAGAAGCAGGCAGUGCCGGCCCCACUCUGGGUUCAAGGGGGGACUCGGGGUCGCAUUCCAAGAUGGCUGUGUCUGAGGAAUGCAGUGGGUGCCCUCCUAAGACGCCUUCCUCCCUCCUUUUUUUUAUUAAACUAUUUCACCUAUCCUAACGAAUACUUUGAUUACUAGGCGAAGUAAUUAUGUCAAUGUGUAUCCAAUGAGUGUCGUUUAAGUUCAAAAACAAUACCCUGUGAAGAAUAAAUGUAAAUGAGGAAAAGGAAGGUGAUACGGGAAGUCCUAGAAAGGCCCUAUACUGUAAAAUGUAUGGUCUUAUCUAAUGAAGCUUCCUCGCCACAGAUAAUGCUUAUGCAGGAGGAUGCUACUUGCUCGUCUUAAGCAAUGUCUCAUAGGGAUAUCUCUGAGGUGGAGCCCGAAGGUACGUCGGCCUUGGCUGCUGGAUCGAGAUCUCUAUUCUUAGAGACAGUACGUCGUAGCAAUGCGGCAUGUCAAAAUGGUGACUAUGCUCUUGCUGCAACUUUAUAUACGGAAGCUCUUGCUUUGGAUCCACUCAGCCAUGUGCUAUAUUCGAACAGGUCAGCUGCUAGGCUUAAAAUGGGUUUAUUUGCACUUGCACUUCAAGAUGCUGUCAGAGCCACCGAACUUAGUCCUCAGUGGCCAAAGGCAUAUUACCGCCAAGGAGUAGCAUUGCAAUGUUUGGGGAGACAUGGAGAGGCUUUAGUGGCCUUUAGUACAGGUCUGGCCCAUGAUCCUUCUAAUUGUCAGCUGUUAUCUGGUCUGGUAGAAGCAUCUUUAAAAUCACCAUUACGUGCAACAUUAGAACCAACAUUUCAACAACUACGUGCAAUGAAACUUGAUGAAUCUCCUUUUGUUGUUAUCUCUGUUGUUGGUCAAGAACUGCUUGGAGCAGGACAGUAUAAAGCAGCAGCAGGUGUAUUAGAAGCUGCACUCACUAUUGGUUCUUGUAGCUUAAAAUUGAGAGGUUCUGUAUUCUCAGCUCUUUCUAGUGCAUAUUGGGCAUUAAAUUCGUUGGAUAAAGCUAUCAAUUACAUGCAACAAGAUUUAGGUGUUGCACGAUCAUUAGGAGAUACACAGGGUGAAUGUAGAGCUCAUGGAAAUUUGGGUUCUGCAUACUUUAGUAAGGGCAGUUUUAAAGAAGCUUUAACAGCACACAGGUAUCAGUUGGUUUUAGCUAUGAAGUGCAAAGACACUCAGGCUGCAGCAUCCGCUUUAACUAGCCUGGGUCACGUUUAUACAGCUAUUGGUGAUUUACCAAACGCACUUGCAUCUCAUAAGCAAUGUGUGCAGUUAGUAAAACAAAUGGGAGAUCGACUUCAAGAAGCACGAGAAAUAGGUAAUGUGGGAGCAGUUUAUUUGGCAAUGGGAGAAUUUGAAAGUGCUGUUGACUGUCAUACACAGCAUUUGAGAAUUGCGAGACGUUUAGGAGAUCGCGUAGAAGAAGCAAGAGCAUUUAGCAACUUGGGUUCGUCUCAUCACUAUCGAAGAAAUUUUGGUCAGGCAAUGGCAUAUCAUGAAAAUGUUCUAAGAAUAGCACAAGAACUUGGUGAUAGAGCAAUAGAAAUGAGAGCUUAUGCUGGAUUGGGUCAUGCUGCAAGAUGUGCAGGUGAUCUUGCACAAGCCAAAUUGUGGCAUCAGAGACAACUUGAUGUUGCUUUAGCUACAAAAGAUAAAGUAGCUGAGGGACGAGCGUGUAGUAAUUUAGGAAUUGUUUAUCAAUUACUUGGAGAACAUGAAGCUGCACUUAAGUUGCAUCAGGCUCACUUAGGAAUUGCUAGAUCAUUAGGAGAUAAAGCUGGGAUGGGUAGAGCAUAUGGAAACAUUGGGAAUGCGUAUAAUGCAUUAGGAUAUUAUGAACAAGCUAUUAAAUAUCAUAAACAGGAAUUAACAAUAAGCAAAGAGGUUAAUGAUCGAAGCUCAGAAGCUAGUACUCACGGAAAUUUAGCAGUGGCAUAUCAAGCUGUACAAGGACAUGAAGCAGCAUUGAGACAUUAUAGAGCUCAUUUAGCUAUAGCACGCGAGUUAAAAGAUACAGCUGGUGAAGCGUGUGCUUUACUUAAUCUUGCCAAUUGCUUGUCAUCUCGUGGUAGAUUUGAAGAAGCAGUUCCAUAUUAUGAAAAUUAUCUUAUGCUAUCGCAGGAACUACAUGAUGUAGAAGGAGAAGCGAAAGCGUGUCACUUCUUAGGCUAUGCACAUUAUUGUUUAGGUAAUCAUCGUGAAGCUGUUAGAUAUUAUGAUCAAGAUUUGGCAUUGGCUAAGGAUUUACAGGAUAAAUCUGGAAUGGGAAGAGCUUAUUGUAAUUUGGGAUUAGCACAUUUAGCUUUGGAAAAUUUAGAUACAGCAUUAGAGUGCCAAAAGUAUUACUUAGCUAUUGCACAUAUGACUAAACACUUAGCUGGAAAAUUUCGAGCUUUGGGAAAUAUUGGUGAUUGUCUUUUACGUCUGGGUGAAGCUGAAGAAGCGAUAAAAAUGCAUCAACGUCAGUUAAAUUUAGCCCGACAAGCAGGUGAUCGUAGUUUGGAAGCUGCUGCUUAUGGAGCUUUAGGUAUUGCACACCGGACAAUAAAAAGUCUUGAUAAGGCAUUAGGAUUUCAUACUCAAGAAUUAACUUUAAGACAAGAAGCUGGAGAUCUACGUGGUGAAUGUAGAGCUCACGGAAAUUUAGGCGCCGUACACAUGGCAUUAGGUCAAUACACUCAUGCAGUAAAAUGUUAUCAAGAACAACUUGAAAGAGCAAAAGAAUUAGCGGAUUCAGGAGUCGAAGCACAAGCGUUAGGAAACUUAGGAAUAGCUAGACUUAAUAUGGCACAUUAUGAAGAUGCAAUUGGAUAUUUUGAACAACAAUUAGCAACUUUAGAACCAUUGAUGAUGGGUACAGCUUUAUUGAACAAAGCUAGAGCACUUGGGAAUUUAGGAGACUGUUAUGAAGCUUUGGGAGAUCCAGAAGAAGCUAUCAAAUGUCAUGAACAACAAUUGGCAGCUGCUACAAAAUUGAAAAGUAUAAGAGAACAAGAAAGAGCGUAUCGAGGUUUAGGUCGAGCUCGAGAAGCAACUGGUAAUCUACAAGAAGCUUUAGUUUGUUUUGAAAAAAGAUUAGUGGCUGCGCAUGAAGUUGAUAGCCCAGAAUCAAGAGGUGCAGCAUACGGAGAUUUAGGUAGAGUGCAUGCUGCGUUAGGUAAUCACGAACAGGCUGUUAGUUGCUUAUCGCAUCAACUUGCUCUUGCCAGGGGACUCGGAGAUAAAGCUGCUGAAGCAGAGGCUGCUAGUGGAUUAGGAGCUGUUCAUUUAUUAAUGGAUGAUCCAAAUUCUGCGUUACGCCAUCAUCAGUUGGAACUUUCAAUUGCUGAAGCUUUAGAUGCAGCUGGAUUACAAGCUAGGGCUUGUGCAAAUUUAGGUGUAACUCAGGAAGCAUUGGGGCAAUUCGAAGAAGCAAUAAGAUUACAAGAACAAUCGUUGAGUCUUGCAGCAGCAGCUGGAGAUCAACCUGCAAGAGCAGCUGCGUUUUCCAGUUUGGGACGUCUUCAUCAUCUGUGCGGCGAUUUGUCACGAGCUUUGAGUUAUUUGCAAUCUGGAUUGUCAUUGUCUGAGGGACUAGGAAGAAGAGAGGAAGCAGCCAGAUUGAGGCACAGGCUUGGUCUUGUUCAUUGGGAAGCUGGCGAAGCAGCGAUUGCUGUAGAACAUUUAGAAAAGGCGGCAAAUUUAUUAGAAUCGUUAGAUGGAAUUUCCUCGAAUCUUAUUUGUGGACAACCAAAUAAGUCUGAUUUAUUAUCAGAAACUUACAGAAUGUUACAAAAAGUGUUAAUUAGUUUAAAUAGAGCUGAAGAAGCUUUAAAUUGGGCGGAAAGAUCGAGACGUUGUAAAAGUAACUGUUUGGAUGAUGCUGCACACUACUCAGAAAUUAUUGAUAGACAACGUGGAGUUAUUCUAUAUUAUAGUGAAGUCGGAUGUGAGUUACAUGCUUGGUGUUUAGCUCCUGGUCGAGGUCUAUUACGAUUUCAUUCUACUACUUUAGACGAUGGCAUAGGAUUGGAAAAACGAGUUUUGCAAGCACGAGAAGCUCUUUUAGAGGAAACAAGUGAAUUCAUUGAAGAAACAAAAAUACCAUCAAGAGGACAUCAUCUUAAUGCUAGUUCAUAUAGUUUAAGCAGUCUGUUCAGUGUAGGAUCAGUUAGUUCGCGAGCAGGGAGUGCUCGAUGGGGACGAGGAACAAAAGGACCUACGUGGCAAUCACCGUUACCGAUUCAAGUACUUUAUGAUUUACUUUUAGCACCAUUUGAAGAUCUUUUGCCACCAGCAAGGAAGGAGUUAAUUAUGGUAGUAGAGAAGUCGUUGUAUUUGGCACCGCUUCCGGCUUUACAAUCAAAUCCUGGAGAAGAUUAUUUGUGCGAAAGAUUUUCCUUAUUAGUUGUACCAUCUCUCGCAGCUUUAAGAAAACGGUUAAAAACUCCUAUUCCAGAAGGCGGCGCAACAGUUGCUGCAUUAGUUGCAGGAAAUCCUAUACUUCCUGAAGAAAUUAGAGAAGAGUAUGGAUGGUCUGAAAGUAUGGCUUCUACUGAAACAGAAUCUGAAAUUGUUGCUGAAUUAUUAGAGGCCCGUGCUUUAACUGGGGCAGAAGCAACUAGAUCGGCUGUUUUAAGAUCUUUACCUGAUGCAGAAUGCGUACACCUGACAGUGCCUGUUUUUUGGAAUUCUGCUAGUUUAGCAUUAACUGCUGAUCCAUGCGAAGACUCCUCUGUAAGACCGGAAUAUCUGAUAAAUCAUUCAGAUAUUUUAAAAUUAAGAAUAGCCGCUCGUUUAGUUGUCAUAUCUAGCGGCCACGGUUGGAAUAGUACAGAAAAUACCACUGCCACAUCAGAUGGUGUGCAAAAUUUAGCCAAAGCUUUAUUAAAUGCCGGUGCGCAAUGUGUACUUAUAGGAAUGUGGGCUGUUCCACCUACGGCUGGUAGUAUAUUAUUACGAGCAUUUUAUAGUGCUAUGUUACAAGGUGCCAGAGCAUCUAGAGCAUUAGCAGAAGCUAUGCAAACAGUUCAACAUACAAGGCAUUUUGCGCACCCCGCAAAUUGGGCUGGUUGGUUACUCAUUGGAGGGGAUGCACGAUUAUCAAACAAGGUUGCUUUGAUGGGACAAGCACUUGCUGAAUUACUGCGUGGUGGUCCAGAACAAAGUCGCGAUGCUUUACGCGUGACACUUCACUUGGUAGAAAAAUCAUUGCAACGGAUACAUCGUGGACAAAAGAAUGCUAUGUAUACAACCCAACGUAGUAUUGAAAAUAAAGUGGGAGCAGCAACUGGAUGGCGAGAACUUUUAAUGUCGGUAGGAUUUAGGUUUGAACCAGCUGGAAAUGGGAUACCGUCUUCUGUAUUUUUCCCCCAAAGUGAUCCAGAGGAAAGAUUAACAAGAUGUAGCGCAAGUUUGCAAGCAUUGCUAGGAUUGGGACCUGCUUCGUUACAUGCACUUGCUAGAUUAUUACAGGCACCAGAAGCAGCAGAAGAUGUGAUUGCAGCGAUGAGAAGAGCUACUUGUGCGACAGAAGGUCAAGAAGUAACAUUACCAGUACAAGUGUGGAGAGCAUCAGGGUCGCAUGAACUAUUUGCAAGUUUAGGCUUUGAUCUCAUGGAAGUUGGUCAAUCAGAAGUUACUUUAAGAACGGGAAAACAAGCAUCGCGAAGAGCUGUCCAAUUUGCUCUUCAAGCUCUUCUAGCUUUAUUCGACACGCAAGAAGCACCUAAAAGUCUAACUUUAGACUCGAGUAGUUCCAUGGAAAGCCUAGCUUCUGUUGCCCAUAUAGAAAAGAAUGUCAUAGAGCGACCUCGACUAGGAGGCGCAUUUGCAAAUUAUGUUCGACAUCGUGGUGAACCAGAUGGAAAAACUAUGGAACCGCCAAAUGUUCCAAUUCCUACAUCACGACAAGCGUGUCAAAAUGGAGGAGGUGAAUCGGAUGUUGCUUUCACUCCCAGUCCCCCGGUAGCACUUAAUUUGAAUCAUCAAACGCGUAUUAGAAAUCUUUACCCUGAUCAAACUAUAAGACCAGGUUCUAGUUCGAGUAGUUCAGUAACAGAUUGGGAUAAUGGACAUGCAACUGUUUUAAGGCGACAACCAUUGCCACCAUUACCAGCCACUGUAUUAGAAAGAUUAAGUGUUAGAACAGAAAUUGGAUCUAAUUCCCCCAGGAAACCUCGUCAUCCUACAGCAACCGAGGAUAUUUGUGCUCAAACGGAUUCUACGCAAUCUGCAGAAACGCAUAAUCAGAAUUUAAGAAACGUAGCCACGUCACUUACAAGCCUAACACGUGAAUUAACACCUACAAUUUCAGAGGUAUAUCAUGAGCGAAACUUAGGACUAGGAUUGGCACCGUCUUUAUCAAAAUUAUUAGGAGAAGUAAGUUCUGUUCCUGAAAACGAAGAAAAUCAAUCGACGCGAACAAGUCAUGAUCAAACUCAAAAUUGGAUACAAAACGAAUCGGAAUUAUGUCGAAGAGACGAAGCUGAUGGUAGAUCCAUUGCUGAAUCGCAAUGCAGUGCCACCAGUUCUAACAAAAUACAUAGAAAAGCACCCCCUCCUCCAGUAUAGAUUAUUUAUAUAUUAUUUAUAAGCAUUAUAUAAUACUUUAAAUAAAAAUAAUA